CCCAGUUUCCAGAUUGGAACAUCACUUAGGGAGUGGUCAGGGUGAUAUGUUCAGAGGGAGAUGAGCCCAACAAACUUCGGAUUCACGACGCAGGAAUGGGGAACUUCAAAUAACUUUGAAUAGCGUUGCAGAGACUUCAUGUAUAUGCUGAAUCAGGGGUCUAUCAGGAAUUGGUCGCUGCUGGAAACAUCACUCGAAGAUUGGGGAACGUCUUUGAAAGAGAGAAAACACGAUUGUAAAGUGAACUAGUGCUCUGGCGUUUGCUGAUUUGAAGAUUACGGUGGUUUGGUUGCAGCGUUACACUCGGAUGUUGGUCAGGAAGCUCUACUGCCCACAGUGAGUUAUAGGGGGUGAGCGUGGGCGCAGGUAGCACAGAGUAGACCGUCUCAUUCCAUCAAGAGCCUGGACAAAUGGAAAUGUUGUACAUAGCCAUGGAGGUGCUGAUCGCGGUCACCUCCGUGCUGGGCAACAUGCUGGUGUGUUGGGCAGUCACGAUCAACCGGGCUCUCAGGGAGACCACCUUCUGCUUCAUCGUGUCGCUGGCGCUGGCUGACAUCGCCGUGGGCAUCUUGGCCAUUCCCCUGGCCAUCAGCAUCAGCAUCGGCCUCCAUACCAACUUCUACAGCUGCCUUUUGAUGUCCUGCGUCCUGAUAGUCCUGACUCAAAACUCCAUCUUGUCACUGCUCGCAAUUGCUGUGGAUCGCUACCUCCGCGUCAAGAUCCCAACCAGGUAUCGAAAUAUUGUUACGAAGAAGAGAGCCUGGAUCGCUGUCGGUAUUUGCUGGCUAGCAUCUGUUUUGAAUGGCAUGACUCCCUUAUUCGGCUGGAAUAGAAGCAGUGAAAGUGGGUGGAAUUUUACCAACGAAUACAAGAAAUGUGGGUUUCAAGAAGUGAUCAGAAUGGACUAUUUGGUGUAUUUUAAUUUCUUUGGUUGGUUACUCUUACCUCUAGUAAUCACGUUUAGCCUGUAUGCCGAAUUAUUUUGGAUAAUUAGGAAACAACGAAAAAUGAUGGUUCCCAAUGCCACUGACUCAACAAGAUAUCUUGGGAAGGAGUAUAAACUCGCCGUAUCCCUGGCUUUGGUUUUAUGCCUUUUUGCUGCCUGCUGGCUUCCUUUGAACCUGAUGAACACCAUUUCGUACUUUUGUCCUCAGUACAGCAACUUAGGAAUACCUCUCUCUGUCGGAAUAUUGCUCUCCCAUGCAAAUUCAGCUGUGAAUCCUGUGAUAUAUGCUUGGAGGAUUAAAAAGUUCAGGGUAUCAUUUCUUCAGAUCUGGAAUCAAUAUUUCCAAUGCAAAAAUAAUAUCAAUUAUACAAAUAAUUCUGGUGGUCAAAUAGGAAAGGAAACCAUGAUAAGUUGCAGUGUUUGAACAUAUCCCAGUACAAAUAUGCUGAUUUUACUAAGAUAAAGUGAUAGGAGCAGAAUUAGGCCAUUCAGCUCAUCAAGUCUACACCGCCAUUCAAUCAUGGCUGAUUUAUCUCUCCCUCCUAACCCCGAUCUCCUGCCUUCUCCCCAUAACCUCUGAUACCCUUACUAAUCAAGAAUCUAUUUAUCUCUGCCAUAGAAAUAUCCACUGACUUGGCCUCCACAGCCUCCUGUGGCAAAGAAUUCCACAGAUUCACCAUCUCCUGACUAAAGAAAUUCCUCAUUAUCUCCUUCCUAAAAGAACAUUCUUUAAUUCUGAGGCUAUGACCUCUAGUCCUAGACUCUCCCACUAGUGGAAACAUCCUCUCCACAUCUACUAUAUCCAAGCCUUUCACUAUUCUGUACAUUUCAAUGAGGACCCCCCCAUCAUUCUUCUAAACUCUAGCGAAUACAGGCCCAGUGCCGUCAAACGCUCAUCAUAAGUUAACCUCCUAAUUUUUCCAGUCAUUCUUGUAAACCUCCUCUGGACCCUCUCCAGCGCCAGCACAUCCUUCCUCAGAUAUGGGGCCCAAAAUUGCUCACAAUAUUCCAAAUGUGGCCUGACCAGCGCUUUAUAGAGCCUCAGCGUUACAUGCCUAUUUUUAUAUUCAAGCUCUCUUGUAAUAAAUGCUUGCAUUGGGUUUGCUUUCUUUACUACCAAUUCAACUUACAGGUUAAGUUUUUGGCAAUCCUGCACCAGCACUCCUAAGUCCUUUUGUGCCACUAGUAGUGCUCAGAAUAUACCAAAUAUGUUGUUUUCCUUUAACAUCACAACCAUUCAUCAGCUUAAAACA
Molecule: messenger RNA, 2199 nt
Organism: Leucoraja erinaceus (little skate)
Lineage: Eukaryota; Metazoa; Chordata; Chondrichthyes; Rajiformes; Rajidae
Product: adenosine receptor A1-like
Exons: 2
Coding region: 411-1370 (319 amino acids)
Biological process (GO): G protein-coupled adenosine receptor signaling pathway
Cellular component (GO): synapse; dendrite; membrane
Molecular function (GO): G protein-coupled adenosine receptor activity
Source: RefSeq, a predicted model, not a curated record